Molecule: messenger RNA, 2147 nt
Organism: Phalacrocorax carbo (great cormorant)
Lineage: Eukaryota; Metazoa; Chordata; Aves; Suliformes; Phalacrocoracidae
Source: RefSeq, a predicted model, not a curated record
GACACUGCCCGGUGUCCCCCCAGAUGCCAGUGAGCCUCUCCACGGCCCUGCGCGUCAUCGGGACCAGCCUCUUCGCCUUGGCGGUGCUGGGGGGCAUCCUCGCCGCCUACGUCACCGGGUACCAGUUCAUCCACACGGAGAAGCACUACCUCUCCUUCGGGCUCUACGGGGCCAUCCUGGGGCUGCACCUCUUCAUCCAGAGCCUCUUUGCCUUCCUGGAGCACCGGCGCAUGCGGGGCGAGGGGCGGCCGGUGCGGCUGGGGCGCUCGGUAGCCCUCUGCAUCGCCGCCUACCAGGAGGAUCCCGACUACCUGAAGAAGUGCCUGCGCUCCGUCAAGCGCAUUGCCUUCCCCGACCUCAAAGUGGUGAUGGUGGUGGACGGGAACGGCCCCGACGACACCUACAUGCUGGACAUCUUCCACGACGUGAUGGGCUCUGAGGGCUCAGGCAGCUAUGUCUGGAGGAGCAACUUCCACGCACGAGGCGAGGGAGAGACGGAGGCUGGGCUGCGGGAAGGGCUGGCCCGUGUCCAGGCGCUGGUGCGCGGCAACACCUACUCCUGCAUCCUCCAGAAGUGGGGCGGGAAGCGGGAGGUGAUGUACACGGCCUUCCGGGCGCUUGGAGACUCCGUGGACUACAUCCAGGUGUGUGACUCAGACACGGUGCUGGACCCCGCCUGCACUGCCGAGAUGCUCCGCAUCCUGGAGGCUGACCCCCGCGUCGGCGGCGUCGGCGGCGACGUCCAGAUCCUGAACAAGUACGACUCGUGGAUCUCCUUCCUGAGCAGCGUGCGGUACUGGAUGGCCUUCAACGUGGAGCGCGCCUGCCAGUCCUACUUCGGCUGCGUGCAGUGCAUCAGCGGGCCCCUGGGCAUGUACCGCAACGCCCUGCUGCAGCAGUUCCUCGAGGACUGGUACCACCAGACCUUCCUGGGCAGCAAGUGCAGCUUCGGGGACGACCGGCACCUCACCAACCGCGUGCUCAGCCUGGGCUACCAGACCAAGUACACGGCUCGCUCCAAGUGCCUGACGGAGACGCCCACCCGCUACCUGCGCUGGCUCAACCAGCAAACCCGCUGGAGCAAAUCCUACUUCCGCGAGUGGCUCUACAAUGCCCUGUGGUUCCACAAGCACCACCUCUGGAUGACCUACGAGUCCGUGGUGACCGGCUUCUUCCCCUUCUUCCUCAUCGCGACCGUCAUCCAGCUCUUCUACCGUGGCCGCAUCUGGAACAUCCUCCUCUUCCUGCUGACGGUGCAGCUGGUGGGGAUCAUCAAGGCCACCUACGCCUGCUUCCUGCGCGGCAACGCCGAGAUGAUCUUCAUGUCCCUCUACGCCCUCCUCUACAUGUCCAGCCUGCUGCCCGCCAAGAUGUUCGCCAUCGCCACCAUCAACAAGUCCGGCUGGGGCACCUCGGGGCGCCGGACCAUCGUGGUUAACUUCGUGGGGCUGCUGCCGGUGUCGGUGUGGGUGGCGGUGCUGCUAGGCGGGCUGGCCUACACCGCCUACAGCCAGGACCUCUUCAGCGAGACCGAGGUGGCCUUCCUUAUCUCGGGUGCCAUCCUCUACGCCUGCUACUGGGUGGCCCUCCUCACCCUCUACCUGGCCAUCGUUGCCCGGCGCUGCGGCAAGCGGCAGGAGCAGUGCGGGCUGGCCUUUGCCGAGGUCUGACAGCGGAAAAUGCUGGGGUGGCCCCGUGUGCCGGGGACGGCGCGACUGCAACUGGUCCCCUCCUUGCCCACCAUCAACCCCGGCGCGGCUGGCACCGAGCUGUCGGGUGCUGGGCAGCGCUGAGCGCGCCCACCACGACAUUUCUGAUCAAGUCUUGCUUUUUUGUUGUUGUUUUGGGUUUUUUUCCUUAUUAUAUUCAUUUUUCUGUACAAAGCUUGCAGGGAGAGGCCAAGCUGGGGCUGCCCGUGACCGGGCUGGCACAGCCUCAGUGCUGCAGGGGGUGAUGGCAGCAUCAUCCCCAAGCUGGUGCUGUGCGGAGCAUCCCCAUGUGCUCUGCGGAGUGCUGCUGGCCGGGCUCCCCCCACCCCACUGCCACGGUGGGGCCCUCCACCCUUUGGUGCUUUCCAUGGGGACCUCGUGGUCCCCCUCCCACGGUGCUAUGGCAGAACGGCCCCAGGCGGCACCGUCUCCCCCGGC